AUGGCUGAAGGUGCUAUGCCGGGUGCGCCCGAGAUCUCGGGUGUAGACAGCGCCGAACAUUUCUACCACCAGCCACCCCCAGUAGCCGGCCUAAGUAUGGGGGGCUCUACCCAGAUCAGCAGCGAAGAGACCCAGGUCGACACGCCAGACAGCGAGCACCACGAACGGAGGCCGUUGUAUCAGGCUUCACGUGCACCUUCGCCGUCCCGGGACAACACGCAAAGCAGUACGCCUGGCCCCAGGGCCCAUUUCCCCGAGGAUGGAGGGCAGCUCGCCCAAGCUUACUCUGCACGUCCGAUCCCGACAGAGUCCCAUUCCUCUCGCUAUGCAGGGGAGAAGGACCGCGAGCCAGCAUCUCAUCGAGGGGUCUGGCAGUCAUUCCGGGAUUGGUGCGAGAGUUGGCAGGAGGAUUUUGGUGCUCCUCAUAAGCACCAAGAUGUUGCGGAUAUCAUAGGCGAUGCCGGGAUCGACCCGCAGAUAUUCCGCAAAAUGAAGUCGCACGGGCGGGUUUCUAGUCUUGUCGCGCCGUCGAUGAUGUUGGCACGCCCUGGCCUUGGACAGCAUACAGACACCAGCACAGCAAUCCCGACACCCACUCAACCUUGGAUGUCGAUGUCGAGGGACUCAAGCCCGGGAUCAUCUACACCCGCAACACCAUUCAGGAAAAGCCACGCUGGCGUUGAUCCGCAUGAAGUCACUCGUGCUCUGCGGAAACUCAAAGAAAAGUUUGGUAAUGGCAAUGACUCCAAGCGUGCCAAGUAUAUCCAGGCCAAAGCAGAGUUGGCACAUAGGCGGAAUGUUGUCUUGCUGCUUGUAUAUGCAUUCAUGGCUUACGGUGCCCCGUCACACCGCAUUGAGGAAUAUACACUUGCCCUUCUUAGAGCCCUCGACAUGGAGGGUCGCGUCAACUACACGGUCGGCUGUACCGAAAUUUCCUUCAUCAACCCGGUCGAUCCUGCUGAUCCCAUGACUCGAAGUGCUUACACGACGCUGGUCAAAGCUCAAGGGCUUGAUAUUGGUGCAUGUGAGACCGCAUUCCGCAUCUACAAGGACGUCGUGCAUGGUGCGAUUACAGUCGAGGAGGCAACACAGAGCCUCGUCGCGUUGAUAGAAAGCCCGUCCUAUUACCGCCCCUGGCACAUCGUCCCGUUCUAUGGGUUUGCUUCCGCAUUUGCUGCCAUCUGGGCAUACAAUGGCUGGUGGAGCGAUAUGGCCAUUUCUUUCUUCCUUGGCUGCAUUGUUGGGUUUCUGCAGGUCAUUGUUGCUUCCCGAAACCCACUCUACAACAACGUUCUGGAAGUGACAUCCUCACUUAUUACAGCUUUCGCCGCUCGGGCAUUCAGUUCUAUCGGGGGUCCGUCACAGAAAUACUUCUGCUUUGGUGCCAUCUCCGAGUCUUCCAUCACUACGAUUCUGCCCGGUUACAUUGUACUGUGUGGUACACUGGAGCUACAGAGCAAGUCCAUCACGGCAGGAUCUACACGGCUGUUCUACGCAGUCAUGUAUUCGCUUUUGCUAGGCUACGGAAUCAAUGUCGGGGCGCAACUAUGGGCAGUCAUUGACCCUGAUGCUGUCACAUCUAGCACAUGCCCACGAUCUGUCGAUCCUCGAUGGAAGAUUCUUCUUGUGCCAAGUUACUUGGUGCUACAGGCUGUACUCAUACGUUCACGGCCUCGACAGAUUCCAAUCCAAGUAAUCCUCGGGUCUGCUGCAUACACAGUCAACUAUUUCGUGUCGCAGUAUGCCACAGCGCAAGUGGCCAAUACAGCUUCAGCCUUCGUUCUCGGCGUCCUAGGCCACCUUUGGGCACGCUCACAACAUGCGUUCGCUUUUGCUGCCGUCGUUGCAGGCAUUAUGGUCUUGGUUCCGUCAGGGUUAUCUGCUCAGGGCGGCCUCCUGCUAGGCAUUUCUACUCCGCUUUUCAACAAUGGAUCAACUGACGCACAAGACAUCUACGAGCAAACGAUAUACCAUUCUUUUAGCGUUGGUGCCCAAAUGAUACAGGUUGCCGUCGGGCUUGCGGUGGGAUUAUUCAUCUCGGCGUUGGUGGUCUAUCCGUUUGGGCGGAAGAACAAUGCCCUGUUUUCUUUUUAA
This is a messenger RNA of Neoarthrinium moseri, 2094 nucleotides long. RefSeq lists its product as uncharacterized. NCBI's taxonomy places the organism in Eukaryota, Fungi, Ascomycota, Sordariomycetes, Amphisphaeriales, Apiosporaceae. Gene Ontology annotation, molecular function: transmembrane transporter activity. The transcript is spliced from 2 exons. The coding region runs from base 1 to 2094 and encodes 697 amino acids. The record is from RefSeq and is a predicted model, not a curated record. Gene Ontology annotation, biological process: transmembrane transport.